Molecule: messenger RNA, 570 nt
Organism: Cetraspora pellucida
Lineage: Eukaryota; Fungi; Glomeromycota; Glomeromycetes; Diversisporales; Gigasporaceae
Source: the annotation of a GenBank genome assembly
AUGUUUAGCAAUGCUGAGAAAGGAAAAGCGUUAGAAAGUGGAGAAGGUUUGAAUUCCGACCAAGAUUUGAUUAUAGUUGAUGACGAGGAAGAAAACGAUUUUGAUUUUUCCCCGAAUGAACGCGAGCAAAAGGAAGCGGAAGAAAGAGAAAGAAUAAAAAAUGAGGAAGCGAGAAGCAUAGCAACAUUGUUAAAAGAAAUUGAAGGUCUAAAAGAAAAAAUAACUCUUUUAGAAGCCGAAAAUAAUCGCAUACAAUCACUUGUGGUAAAUCAAUACGACCAAAAUGACACUCUUCGUGAAGAUAUCAAAAAAAACGAGCGAGAAAUUAAGGCCAAAGAGGCGAGAAUUAAAGAAUUAGAGGAAAGCGUUUCUUCCUGGACUUGCUCUUACGAUAAGAAACAAAAAGAUUUAGACGAUGCCGUUAAAGAAAAAAAUUCACUAGCGAAGGAAGUUAAUUCUUUCCGCGGCCAGAUUAAAUCCGCAGAAAAAGAGAACAAAAAUUUAAGGUCAGAAAAGUCAGAGAGAGACAACACAGUUAGGGAAUUAGAAGCCCAAAUUGCCCAAGACUGA